CUAAAACCGAGGCGCGCGACCGGGCUGUAGGCGGAACCUGGAAUUGCUAUAAAAGAAGCGGUGUCCGGGCUUGUGCCGCUCUGCAGACGCCGCUGUUCUCCUUGUGGUUGUUCGCUGCCAAUCAUGGUCAACCCCACGGUGUUCUUCGACAUCGCCGCCGACGGCGAGCCCUUGGGCCGCGUCUCCUUUGAGCUGUUUGCAGACAAAGUUCCAAAGACAGCAGAAAACUUUCGUGCUCUGAGCACUGGAGAGAAAGGAUUUGGUUAUAAGGGUUCCUGCUUUCACAGAAUUAUUCCAGGAUUUAUGUGUCAGGGUGGUGACUUUACACGCCACAAUGGGACUGGUGGCAAGUCUAUCUACGGGGAGAAAUUCGAUGACGAGAACUUCAUCCUGAAGCACACAGGUCCUGGCAUCUUGUCCAUGGCGAAUGCUGGACCAAACACAAAUGGCUCCCAGUUUUUCAUCUGCACUGCCAAGACUGAAUGGUUGGAUGGCAAGCACGUGGUGUUCGGGAAGGUGAAAGAGGGCAUGAACAUCGUGGAGAUCAUGGAGCGCUUCGGGUCCAGGAACGGCAAGACCACCAAGAAGGUCACUGUCACUGACUGUGGGCAGCUCUGAUGUGUUUGACUUGGGUGUAUUUCGACCACCAGACCAUUCCUCUAGCUCAGGAGAGCACCCUCCGCCCCAUCCACUCGCAGCGUCCCAGUAUCUCUGCUCUCACUGCAGUUCUUCGGGUUCCAUAUUUCCCUUGCUCCCCUCCAAACGUAGCUCAAUUGCAGAGUUAAGUUUAUGGUUAUGAAUAAAAACUAACGGUUGCCUGUU
Molecule: messenger RNA, 822 nt
Organism: Heterocephalus glaber (naked mole-rat)
Lineage: Eukaryota; Metazoa; Chordata; Mammalia; Rodentia; Bathyergidae
Gene: Ppia
Product: peptidylprolyl isomerase A
Biological process (GO): protein peptidyl-prolyl isomerization; protein folding
Cellular component (GO): cytoplasm
Molecular function (GO): peptidyl-prolyl cis-trans isomerase activity; cyclosporin A binding
Source: RefSeq, a predicted model, not a curated record